UCGCACAUCCCUUCCACGGCUGUAAUUUGCGUCUGACGUGUGCGUGGUAGCGAGUUGUCACAAAUUAGUGUUACGAAUUAUGCGUUGUAAUCGCACGUGAGAAAUUACAUAUUACAAAAUCUGACCAGUCGGAAGCGAAAAAGUGAACUUAAAAUCUCUGCCGAGGCUUUUUUCAACGAAAGUUCGCCGUUCCAUCGCGAACAUGGUCUACGUUGCGGACGACGGUAGCGUAGUGAAUUCUGUCCCGUGGAGUGUGAGGAGGGUCUUCGGGAUCUUUACAGGAAUGAUAUAUAUGGUCGUUAUGUUCUUUCAGACAUUGGUCAGUCCUGGCAUGGACCGAACGGACAGACAAUCUACAAGGGAUUUCCGGCCGGGUUCCGGACCGCGUCCUCCAUCCCGUAGACUUGGUAGACCAAAUACAGGGGACAGCGUUGAUAUUCCAUUUUUCGGAGGUUGCAGCAGUUGCGCGAGAUGAACAGGUUCAAAGAAUGACCGGAUCAAACGUUAACACGAUUUCAGAGCUAAAUCCACGACUGCAUUUGUAUCUAUGCGAUAACUCGGUUACGUAAAACUUCAUCUGCCCGAUCAUAGAAAAUUAUUCCUAUUGAAAUUAAAUCUCUAAAAAUCGCUAUGAAUAUCUUAUACAAAUGUCUCAUAUUUUUUUUCUUAAAAAGUAAAUUCCCGUAAAGAAAACCUCACAAAGCGUUAUUUCUACGUUUCAUAUAGAAUAUUAAGAUUAUCUCUUCAGCAGUAUUGAACACACUGUAACGCUUUCUCAUCUCUUAUCAUUAACGCAUUUAAAUAAUACAGAAAACGCUGAGCACAUUCUUGAAAAUAACACGACUAUAUCCUUUAUUGAACACAAUACCGAACUUACAUAUAUAUAUGUGUAUAUAUUCAAUAGGACAUUAUAAAUAAUUAUAAAUAUAAAACAAUAUCAUCGAAUGUAUAGUAAGAAAACGAAGUCUUGAGCGAAGUCUUCUGUAUUAUUGUAAAUGAAAUAAAGUGGCACAAUCUAAGCGAGA
Messenger RNA from Dinoponera quadriceps, 1025 nucleotides. Its product is annotated as selenoprotein K-like. Lineage: Eukaryota; Metazoa; Arthropoda; Insecta; Hymenoptera; Formicidae. The transcript is spliced from 4 exons. The record is from RefSeq and is a predicted model, not a curated record. Bases 203 to 475 code for a protein of 90 amino acids.